Paramecium sonneborni is the source of this 550-nucleotide messenger RNA. The record is from the annotation of a GenBank genome assembly. NCBI's taxonomy places the organism in Eukaryota, Ciliophora, Oligohymenophorea, Peniculida, Parameciidae.
AUGAUGCUUUUUUAGUAAUGCCAUGAAUAUCAUUAAUAAAAUCAAAUUAUUGCUCAAGAGAUUGAAAGUUUAAAGGAUGAAAAUGAUGAUUUAAAUAAAGGUAUCCAAAUUUAUAUUUAAUUUAGAAUGUUAACAUCUUGAAGGUUAAUCAGAAUAAUAAAUUAGAUAUAUUAAUUGUUUAAAAUAGUUAAAUUAAAAAUCAGAGGAUGUGUAACACAAAUUACAGGAUUAUUAGGAAGAAUUGAAAUAGUUAUUACAUAAGGGUAAAUAAGAUCCAGGACCUAAAUUUGAUCCAAUUUAAUAUAUUAAAAGUGUUACUCAUGCAUAACAAAUAGUAGAUAUCCCUUAAGAAUUUUGUGAAGUCGAAUAAAGUAUUUAUUUAUAAUACUCAUUAAUAGAUUUAUCUUUUAUACAAGAAAUUACCUAAAUUCCUUAAAUUUAAUAGAUUAAAAAGCAAGAAAACCAAGGCCUUUAAUUUAAUUAUAAAUAUUUAGCAGCAAUCACAGUAACUAUAUUAUUAGGAGUUAUUAUUAAAAAAAAAUUACUAUGA